Molecule: messenger RNA, 669 nt
Organism: Guyanagaster necrorhizus
Lineage: Eukaryota; Fungi; Basidiomycota; Agaricomycetes; Agaricales; Physalacriaceae
Exons: 2
Coding region: 1-669 (222 amino acids)
Source: RefSeq, a predicted model, not a curated record
AUGGGUUCCCCUCUGUGGAACUCCCGAACCUCUUGUCGCUGUGAAUCAGCAACGAGGGAUAUGGAGAUCGUGGAAUCGCCAACGCGUACUCUCAUCUUGCCUCCAAACACUGGAACUGAGCGUACACCGCUUUGCUAUCCCACAAUGACACCGGAUAAUUCAAUAACAAGACUGCGUUUAUCGUUGACAGGUCCGAUGCCAACACCCGGCGGCGUCCAGGACCUAAUCGACUUUCUCUGGGCAUUGCGAGAGCUACGCUAUCUGUGGCUCUCUUUUAUGUAUGUUUUGGAUGGCUUUUUUCAGCCAAAUGAGUGUCUUGUCGGACGUUGCACCGCAUCUCGAGCAUAUCUAGACUCGAAGCAAGUUGGUAUUCUUGAAUUUGUGAGAUCGCGGUGGACGACUGGUAGUCUAUUGAAGGUCACCCUAGGAGAAACUCAACCCGCAGUGGCUGAACAAUGGCAGGCGCUUUGCGACGAAGAAAUACCAAUGGCCCUCUCCUCCAAAGUAGCACCCUGGCUCGAGCCUCGAAGUUUGCGACGAGGAUCUACGGACGAUAAGAUUGGAUUCACAAAUGCGUACUCGGAAAAAAUCCUGGCAUGUCUGACCCGGGCCGAUAUUACCGGCCACUUUUGGGGGUCUUGGAGCACGGCGGAUAUCACGUUCCCGUGA